AUGGAGAAAACCAGCGCAAGCGCGGCCGAGGUCGUGGUAUACGGCCAGCUCAUCAACGCAUUCAACGGCUUCGCGGCCGGCACAACGAAAAGCUCUGACCUGCGAAGCACCAUCGCUCAGUUUGCCUUGUACUAUGUGUAUUGUGCCGUCGGCAUUUUUGUCUUCAUUUACAUCGCGACAGUUGGUUUCUACUAUGUCGGCGAGCGAGUUGCGCGAGCCCUUCGCCGCGCCUACCUCAGGGCCGUCAUUAGCCAGAACAUGGCCUUCUUCGAUAACCGCGGCAAUGGAGAAAUCACUGUGAGCAUCAUGUCCGACAUGGGCACGAUACAAGAAGCCAUCACGAGCAAGAUAUCAAUCGCUAUGACGGCGAUGGCCAACUUCGCUUCCGCCUUCGUCAUCAUGUACGUCGUUUCCUGGCGAACCGCCCUCGUUUUGAGUCCGACCUUCUUGGUGAUGUUGGGUGUGGUGAUGGUAGGCGGGUCCUACGCGGUCAAGCACCACAAACAUGCCAUGGGUGCCCGGGGCCAGGCGGCAACUCUGGCAGAAGAGAGCAUCGGUUCGGUCCGCGAAGUGGCCGCCUUUGGCAUCCAGAGCUUCUUGGUAGCCAAAUACCACUCUUUUUUGGAGGCCUCGGGGCGUUCUGAUGUCAAAUCACGGGACAGCGUCACGUACAUGAUCGCAUGGUCAAAUACCAUGCCUUGUCUUGUUUACGCCCUAUCCUUCUGGGUUGGCUCUAUAUUUCUCGUCAAGGGCCAAACCUCUGUUUCGGCAAUCGCAACAACCACUCUGGCCAUCAUUAUAAGCGCAUUUGCCAUCAUCCGAGUAGCGCCAUCCUUCCAAGCCUUGACCGCCACCGUUGCCGGUUCUAGCAAGAUAUUCGGCACGAUAGCACGGAGAUCUCCUCAAGACCCGUUCUCAUCGGAGGGCAAGCACCUCCAGAACGUGGCCGGCGAGAUUGCCUUCCGUGACGUCAGCCUCGUCUAUCCAUCAAGAGAAGAGGUUGUUGUGCUAAAUCGGGUGAACAUCCGGUGUCCCGCUGGCAAGACAACAGCUAUCGUUGGACCGUCUGGGAGCGGGAAAAGCAGCAUUGUCAGCUUGUUAGAGCGGUAUUAUGAGCCCACCGAGGGUGUCAUUGGCACCCAAGAAGAUUUGCGCAAUGCCGUUGUGCAAGCGGCAACCGACGCUAACGCCCACCACUUCAUCUCGGAACUUGCCAACGGGUACGAUACAAUGGUCGGCCAGGCAGGGACGCAGCUAUCCGGGGGGCAACGGCAGCGAAUCGCCCUGGCAAGGGCGCUCAUCAAGCAACCAUCCAUACUACUUCUGGACGAAGCCACAUCAGCUCUCGACUCCAAGUCAGAGGCUGUCGUUCAACAAGCGUUGGAGCCGGCGGCCAAGAACCGGACAACAAUUAUCAUUGCCCACAGGCUCUCUACUAUCCGCAACGCGGAUCAGAUCAUUGUCAUGGAAGGGGGGCGUGUGAUGGAGCAGGGAACGCAUACGGAGCUAAUGGACCUAGAUGGGCUAUACGCCGGCCUGGUGCAAAAUCAACACUUCAUGGAUGUCCCUGGGCAAAGGCUACAGGAGCCAUCGGAAAACGUGAGCAGCAAACUAGGCAUAUCGCUUCAUGAGAAACCGGUCUUGCAAGAUGGCGAGGGUGCCGAGGACGACACGCCCCCGCCCGGGGAUAACAGGAAUCCGGAAACGCGGGAGCGUCAGCAUACGCUAGGGCUGGUAAGCACACUUAGGUUCAUUUACUACGUCAAUGCCCAAGAAAAAGGGCUGCUGGCUCUCGGCACCGCUAGUGCUAUCGUUGCGGGAUUCGGGAUUCCAAUACAAUCCAUCUUCUUCGCGAAACUUCUCGACAGCUUGUCCCUCGAUCCGGUAGCACUACGCCAGAGCGUGAAAGAGACAGGGAAAGAAGCUGCGUCAUACGCGAGUGAAACGGUCCGUCUGGUCAGGACUGUUGCUUCUCUCGGCAUUGAGGAGUUUGCUCUCACCCGAUACGACGAAAUUCUUUCCCAACGGGCGGCAACUUCGCUUCGGUCUAUGCUCUCGGCAUCCGCCCUGUACGCCGCUUCACAGUCCGUCGUCUUCCUCUGCGCCGCGUUGGCUUUCUGGUAUGGUGGGCAACUGGUGGCUACCGGGGAAUAUACCGUGUUCCAGUUCUACAUCUGUUUUGUCGCGCUUAUCUCGGGUGCGCAGACGGCAGGAUCUAUUUUCUCCUAUGCCCCUGACGCCAGCAAGGCGAUGCAUGCCAGUCACGAGCUCCAAACCUUGUUUGCAAGCAAGUCGAAGAUGAUAGCAACGGGGCCGGGGGAUGACCACUCCAGUGAAGAGAAGCAUUGUAGUAAUGGCAUCCAAGUGGAGCUCAACGAUGUCGAUUUUCGAUACCCGUCUAGACCCGAUCACCAGGUCCUACAAAACUUCAAUCUUAAUAUCAACAAGGGCCAGUACCUGGCCCUAGUAGGCCCUAGCGGCUGUGGGAAGAGCACCAUACUGGCACUUCUUGAGCGAUUCUACGAUCCGGACAAGGGCGUUGUUCGGGUCGACGGAGCGGCCCUUCACGGGCUCAAUGUGCAGCAACAUCGCCAAAACGCGUCCCUGGUUAGCCAAGGUGCCGCGUUAUACUCGGGGACAAUUCGAGAAAAUAUUGCUUUAGGCCGCCGACAUGGACACAUUGGUGACAAUGAGGAGGAAACCGCGGAUGAAGAUAUCAUGGAUGCCUGCAAACAGGCCAAUAUCCACGACUUCAUCUGCUCUAUGCCUGAUGGUUUAUCCACUGUCCUUGGUCCCCGGGGGACGCUGGUGAGCGGGGGACAACGGCAACGUAUCGCCAUCGCCAGGGCACUUAUACGCCAACCCCAGAUACUUUUGCUGGACGAGGCCACGUCGGCGUUGGAUCCGGAAUCGGAGAGACUGGUUCAGGACGCCCUUGAUAGGGCGGCUCAAGGCCGAACCACUGUCUCCGUGGCUCACCGUCUGAGCUCCAUCCGGGCAGCCGACAUCAUAUACGUCCUAGAUGCGGGAAGGAUUGUGGAGACUGGGAACCACGAGGAGCUGAUGGCCAUGCGGGGAGCAUAUUGGGACUUGGUCAAGAUGCAGAACCUGUAA
Messenger RNA from Chaetomium globosum CBS 148.51, 3114 nucleotides. RefSeq lists its product as uncharacterized. Gene Ontology annotation, biological process: transmembrane transport. Gene Ontology annotation, molecular function: ATP hydrolysis activity; ATP binding; ABC-type transporter activity. Lineage: Eukaryota; Fungi; Ascomycota; Sordariomycetes; Sordariales; Chaetomiaceae. The record is from RefSeq and is a predicted model, not a curated record. Bases 1 to 3114 code for a protein of 1037 amino acids. Gene Ontology annotation, cellular component: membrane. The transcript is spliced from 6 exons.